Messenger RNA from Racocetra persica, 480 nucleotides. NCBI's taxonomy places the organism in Eukaryota, Fungi, Glomeromycota, Glomeromycetes, Diversisporales, Gigasporaceae. The record is from the annotation of a GenBank genome assembly.
ACAAACCUGAAGGUUCCAACGAAAAGAGGACAUUCAAUCGUUAUAUAAAAGCUGCCAAUGACAGAUAUAAAACGGUCGAAUGGAAUUUAAAAUAUGCAGAAGCUGAUGAUAAACAAUUGGCAGCUGAAGGGGAAUUAAAAUUUGACGAAGAGGUUUUUGACAACUGCUAUCGAAGUGAUGAGGUGAUGGUAGUGAUGGAAGCACCAUUGGAUGAAUGUGAUAGUAACGAUGCAGAUAAUAUAAAUGGUAAAAUCAAGAAGUGCGAAAGGGGUGUUAAUGAAAAGCAAGAGGAUACAAACAGAAAGGUGAUUGCAAAUAAAAAGGGAAAUAAAGGGGCGUAUGGAGUGAAAAACAAAAAUGUUGAAAACAUACUCAUCUAUGAUAAUGAAACAGCCCAGAAUGUCAAACCUAAUUUAGUAUUUAUUGAACAUGAAGUUCUUGGUUACGCUGGUGAGGCUUUUGACACCAUAGAGGACUUCA